AUGAGCGACGAGCGGCGACGACUGUCUCCGUGGACGGACAGUGUCGACGAUGUUGAGGCGGUGCCGUCUGUGCCACGGCGCUGGAACCGGCGCAAUGACUACGACGACAGCGGCUACUUGUGGUUUCGAACUCCCGUGCGUUCGGCAGACAUUGUCGAAGCGACGGACCAUCCGCGACAGUACGAGUACACUGUGAACGGCCGGAAGCGGGUGAAGUCUGGAUCGGCGACGACGACGUUGGGCACGAAAGUGGAGCUCAAUGGAAAGACAGUGGCGAUCUUCAAAUACAAAGGUGGGCUCUACGCCAUCCAGAACGCAUGUCCCCACCAAGCUGCAUCGCUCCAUCUUGGCGAUAUCGAAGACAUUGACGGUACACUGUGCAUCUCGUGCCCUCGCCACAAGUGGCCGUUUUCUCUCGAAGAUGGGCAGUGCCUUCUUCCGGUCAAUUGCCAAGCGGAGUGCUACCCGAUUCGCGUUCGACAAGAGAGAGACGGAUCGGAGAUCCUCUAUGUAGGUUUCACGGCAUUCUCCGAUACAUUGUUUCACGACGACUCGUUUUGA
This is a messenger RNA of Hyaloperonospora brassicae, 561 nucleotides long. NCBI's taxonomy places the organism in Eukaryota, Oomycota, Peronosporomycetes, Peronosporales, Peronosporaceae. The record is from the annotation of a GenBank genome assembly.